CCCCUCCCUUUAUCCACAGAAAGCGAGGUAGCCAUUGAGCCGUAACGUGUGAGGUUAAGUUUGUGUUUGUAAUUUUGAUAUUUCGACAAUUUUCGUUACACGGACUCCGUAUUGCCAGUUGAUUAAGCAAAAUUUCAAUCGUAUUAUUUAAAUUAUCCAAUCAAGACGGCCGCAAUGUCGAUCGGAGUACCAAUAAAGGUACUCCAUGAAGCAGAAGGUCACACGGUAACCUGUGAAACGAAUACUGGUGAAGUGUAUCGGGGCAAAUUGAUAGAGGCCGAAGACAAUAUGAAUUGUCAGAUGCAGAAUAUAACCAUAACCUAUAGGGACGGACGUGAGGCACAGCUAGAAAAUGUUUAUAUCAGAGGAUCGAAGAUUAGGUUUCUCAUAUUACCAGAUAUGUUGAAGAAUGCACCAAUGUUCAAAAGACCGGGCGGGAAAGGCUCGGGGACCGCCGGUAGAGGGAAAUCUGCUAUCUUACGUGCUCAAGCUCGUGGAAGAGGUAGAGGUCAAAAUCAAAGAGGCAGAGGUACAGGCUCUGCUCCUUGGCUUAAUCAACAGAAUCAGCCAGGAGGAUCUCAAGCAGGAAGAGGACGAGGUUAAAUUAUAAUAUUUUAAGGGACACAAAGAUAAAAGAAAAAUAAUUGACAAAAGCUUGUCUAUUCUUUCUAUACCAUUUAUAAGAUGUUUCUCCAAAUUUCUAUAUCAGUAAUGGAAUUAUCAAUAAAUCGAUAGAAUGCUUUUUCUAUAUUAUCUUUGUA
This is a messenger RNA of Hylaeus volcanicus, 761 nucleotides long. RefSeq names its product small nuclear ribonucleoprotein Sm D3 (gene SmD3). Bases 175 to 603 code for a protein of 142 amino acids. Gene Ontology annotation, biological process: spliceosomal snRNP assembly; RNA processing. The record is from RefSeq and is a predicted model, not a curated record. Gene Ontology annotation, cellular component: U5 snRNP; spliceosomal tri-snRNP complex; pICln-Sm protein complex. Gene Ontology annotation, molecular function: RNA binding. The transcript has 2 exons. Lineage: Eukaryota; Metazoa; Arthropoda; Insecta; Hymenoptera; Colletidae.